Messenger RNA from Peromyscus eremicus (cactus mouse), 1917 nucleotides. It is a transcript of the gene Ap2m1, whose product is annotated as adaptor related protein complex 2 subunit mu 1. The transcript is spliced from 12 exons. Gene Ontology annotation, cellular component: AP-2 adaptor complex; cytoplasmic vesicle. Gene Ontology annotation, biological process: clathrin-dependent endocytosis; intracellular protein transport. NCBI's taxonomy places the organism in Eukaryota, Metazoa, Chordata, Mammalia, Rodentia, Cricetidae. The record is from RefSeq and is a predicted model, not a curated record. The coding region runs from base 156 to 1463 and encodes 435 amino acids. Gene Ontology annotation, molecular function: clathrin-cargo adaptor activity.
GGCGGGAGCACUGCAGUGAAAGCCCAGGCAGCGGACAGGCGAGCAGGGGGCGGGCGGACAUCUUGGGAUCCGAGAGUGGCCAGGCCGGCCUUUUGGGGGCUGCUGACUCCAGGUCUGUUCUCAGAGCAAUGGGUCACAGAGACUGAGCUGCCACCAUGAUUGGAGGUUUAUUCAUCUAUAAUCACAAGGGGGAGGUGCUCAUCUCCCGGGUGUACCGAGAUGACAUCGGGAGGAAUGCAGUGGACGCCUUUCGGGUCAACGUGAUUCACGCACGGCAGCAGGUGCGCAGCCCUGUCACGAACAUUGCCCGCACCAGCUUCUUCCAUGUUAAGCGGUCCAACAUCUGGCUGGCAGCCGUCACCAAGCAGAAUGUCAAUGCUGCCAUGGUCUUCGAGUUCCUCUACAAGAUGUGUGACGUAAUGGCUGCUUACUUUGGCAAGAUCAGUGAGGAGAACAUCAAGAAUAAUUUUGUGCUCAUAUACGAGCUGCUGGAUGAGAUUCUGGACUUCGGCUACCCACAGAACUCAGAGACAGGUGCACUAAAGACCUUCAUCACCCAGCAGGGCAUCAAGAGUCAGCAUCAGACAAAAGAAGAACAAUCCCAGAUCACCAGCCAGGUGACUGGGCAGAUCGGCUGGCGGCGGGAAGGGAUCAAGUAUCGGCGAAACGAACUCUUCCUAGAUGUUCUGGAGAGUGUGAAUCUGCUCAUGUCCCCCCAGGGGCAGGUGCUGAGUGCCCAUGUGUCAGGCCGGGUGGUGAUGAAGAGUUACCUGAGUGGCAUGCCUGAGUGCAAGUUUGGAAUGAAUGACAAGAUUGUCAUUGAAAAGCAGGGCAAAGGCACAGCGGAUGAAACAGGCAAGAGCGGGAAGCAAUCAAUUGCCAUUGAUGACUGCACCUUCCACCAGUGUGUGCGACUCAGCAAGUUUGACUCUGAACGAAGCAUCAGCUUCAUCCCACCUGAUGGAGAGUUUGAACUCAUGAGAUACCGCACUACCAAGGACAUCAUCCUCCCUUUCCGGGUGAUCCCGCUGGUGCGGGAGGUGGGGCGCACCAAACUGGAGGUCAAGGUGGUCAUCAAGUCCAACUUCAAGCCCUCGCUUCUGGCCCAGAAGAUUGAGGUGAGGAUCCCAACCCCACUGAACACGAGCGGGGUGCAGGUGAUCUGCAUGAAGGGGAAGGCCAAGUACAAGGCCAGCGAGAACGCCAUUGUAUGGAAGAUCAAGCGCAUGGCAGGCAUGAAGGAAUCACAGAUCAGCGCAGAGAUUGAGCUUCUGCCCACCAACGAUAAGAAGAAAUGGGCUCGACCCCCCAUCUCCAUGAACUUUGAGGUGCCAUUCGCGCCCUCUGGCCUCAAGGUGCGCUACUUGAAGGUAUUCGAGCCGAAGCUGAACUACAGUGACCAUGAUGUCAUCAAAUGGGUGCGAUACAUUGGCCGCAGCGGCAUUUAUGAAACCCGCUGCUAGCUGCCCGUGGCAGCCGGCCACCUCCCCACCAACCCUUUUCCAGAAGUCCAAGGACCCCCAGUGACCACUCGCCAGUGUCUUCCCUCCCUCCUGCUCUGCUGCCUUCCCUUACACCGGCCCCUGAAUCUAGGUCUCAGCCAGCCCCAGUGGGACUGGUGAGGCAGUCCCCGGCUUCUGGGCAGGGUGGUUUUUGAGGCUUCUCUUCCAUCUGUCUGUCCUGGCUUAGUGCCAGGCCCUGAGUUUUGUGACCAAAGCCAGGUGGCCCCCUCUCCUUUCUACCCUUGUGGCCACACCUCUGCAGUGGGAAGGUUGACUACCCCUCACCUCAGAGCUCCCCCAAAGGCCAGUAACAGAUUCCCAGCCCAUAGCCCCUACUCUGCUUUGGGAUAGUAUGCUUCGUUUUGUACACGUGUGACUUCGUCCAGUUAUAAACCCAAUAAACUGUAGAGUGGAA